GGUGAAUGGGGGUGCCCCCCCCGCAGCCACAGCCGCCCGUCGCCCCUGUCCCCCGCAGAUGGUGACGUCCCCGCGGCCGUGGCGCGCGCUGGUGGCCGUGUCCCUCUGUGCCCUGCUGUGCCUGGCGGCCGCGUACCCCCCGAAACCCGAGAGCCCCGGCGACGACGCGUCCCCCGAGGAGAUGGCCCGGUACUUCUCGGCCCUUCGCCACUACAUCAACCUGGUCACGCGGCAGAGGUACGGGAAACGCGCCAGCCCCGGUCCCGCCGUGGCGGAGCUGCUCCUGGGGGCCGCCAGUGACAGGUCACGGUACGAUGACGACUCCUCGUGGUGACCGCCCCGCCCAGCCCCCCCCGUCCCCCAAAUCCUCCCCAUCUCUCCGGGUCCCCCCAGGGGACUCAGGG
Pyrgilauda ruficollis (rufous-necked snowfinch) is the source of this 404-nucleotide messenger RNA. RefSeq names its product peptide YY-like. Gene Ontology annotation, biological process: neuropeptide signaling pathway; feeding behavior. The transcript is spliced from 3 exons. The record is from RefSeq and is a predicted model, not a curated record. The coding region runs from base 59 to 334 and encodes 91 amino acids. Gene Ontology annotation, molecular function: neuropeptide Y receptor binding; neuropeptide hormone activity. Gene Ontology annotation, cellular component: extracellular region. Lineage: Eukaryota; Metazoa; Chordata; Aves; Passeriformes; Passeridae.